AUGGGGAGAAUUCUUUUAAAGGCCAAAGACAGGUUAUAUAGUUGUGCCGCAGUGGCAAGGAAAUUAAGAGCAAUGCUCCAAUACGAAGAGGAUAACGUGCUUGCUGUAAAAAGGCGAAGCACGUUCUUAAUCCAGCUUGCUGCAAAGACUGUUCCAAAACCCUUGCAUUGUCUUUCUCUGCUGCUCACUACGGAUUACUUCUCGCAUGGUUACACUGGCAAGGAAAUGCUGAACAGUGACAGACUUGAGGAUCGCAGCCUCUACCAUUAUGCCAUUUUCUCUGAUAACGUUCUAGCUACGUCAGUUGUCGUUAAUUCUACUGCAUCACAUGCCAAGGACCCGGAGAAACAUGUGUUUCAUAUCGUCACUGACGGGCUGAAUUUUGCAGCCAUGAAGAUGUGGUUCCUUGUGAAUUCACCCCCUGAUGUGACGAUUCAUGUCGAGAAUAUUGAUGACUUCAAGUGGCUGAAUUCUUCUUACUGUUCGGUUUUGCGGCAACUUGAAUCCUCGAGGAUAAAGGAAUACUACUUCAAGUCGGAUCAUCCAUCGUCUCUCUCUGAUGGUCAUGAAAAUCUCAAAUAUAGGAACCCCAAAUAUCUGUCUAUGUUGAACCAUCUCAGAUUCUACAUGCCGGAGGUAUAUCCGAAACUGGAUAAGAUACUGUUUCUGGAUGACGAUGUCGUCGUCCAAAAGGAUUUGACACCUCUCUGGUCCGUCGACAUGAAAGGCAUGGUGAAUGGUGCCGUGGAGACGUGUAAAGAGAGUUUUCAUCGAUUUGAUACUUACCUGAACUUCUCUAAUCCACUGAUUUCCAAGAACUUUGAUCCACGGGCAUGCGGCUGGGCAUUUGGAAUGAAUAUGUUCGAUUUAGAGGCGUGGAAGAAGCACAACAUUACUGGAAUCUAUCACUACUGGCAAGAUCAGGUGACUAUAUUACGAACACACACAUUCGUUCUUUCCUAUGGCUCGCUUCAAAUCGUUCAUUCAAUGUCGAAUAGCAUGUUUCAGUAGGAUGUGAUACCCUGGUGCCCCUGGUGCUCAGAUCAGAUGAAGAUAGCCACGUUCGGUACACACAGACACGCAGACACAGACAAAAACACACACACACACACACACACACACACACACACACACACACACAAAUGGGGGUGGUUUUUCAGUGAGACAGACUAAAUGGGAAGAAUUGAAGUUGAAGCUUUGAUAUUUCUGCGAUCUUCAUAUUCUUGUAAUGAGCAAGACGAAAUAUUGUUUUUACUUCUUUCUGCAUUCUGGAACAAUCAUAUCAUUUAUUCCCUAUGCUGAGUCCAAGGAAAUCUGGCAGCUUCACUCAACGGGAACCAAUUCUGGUCUUUUGUGGGUCUUCCCUGGCCGACGGUCGCUGUUCUUGUCAGUGUCUUGGAACCAUUUUGACCUCAGGAUCACCCAAAUUUCUGGAACCAGGGUUCAGAUAGGAGUCGAAUAAUUGGUGCAUCAAAGUUAGAGUGAAAAUCCCCGGCUAAUGCUCUCUCUUUUUCUUUCUCUAGAACGAGGAUCGGACGCUGUGGAAGCUAGGAUCCUUGCCUCCGGGGCUGAUUACGUUUUACAACCUGACGUACCCUCUGGACCGUCGUUGGCAUGUUCUGGGGCUUGGCUACGACUCCGGCGUCGAAGUCAAAGAGGUUGACGGCGCUGCGGUCGUUCAUUACAACGGCAACUACAAGCCCUGGUUGGACCUGGGGAUAGUCAGGUUCAGGAAGUACUGGUCCAAGUUCGUCAAGUUCGAUAACCCAUACCUCCGCGCCUGUCGCGCCGUCUUCGACUGA
Messenger RNA from Spirodela intermedia, 1802 nucleotides. The record is from the annotation of a GenBank genome assembly. NCBI's taxonomy places the organism in Eukaryota, Viridiplantae, Streptophyta, Magnoliopsida, Alismatales, Araceae.